CUUCCUCAUCACUUAGUUUGGAGAGUCAUUGUCGUCUGGCUGUGAGCGACUAACUUUUCUGAUCUUUUACUUUCGUCAUUGAGUACCUAAAAAAAAAAAGACAUCUGCACUUCACUAUCUACUAGAUCCUCUGAGGGAUUUGACUGAAUCAAGAUGCUGCUGAUCAUUGAAGCUCUUCUUCUCAUUUUAGCUGCUCUAGGACAGGAUCACAGAGCUGCUGAAGGACAGAUAUUUCCAUUGGAUAUGGCACUGGAUUCUGUUGAUGAUCAAUAUAUGGGCUGUAGAGAGAAAAUGGCAAAACUGGUGGAGACAAAAUAUCUAAAGAAUGAACUCAAAAAAUCACAUGAUUUUAAAAGAGCUUGGCAAAAUGGGGAAAAUUAUGUCAAGAAGACCCUAAAGGUUGAUUUGACAAAAAUGAAUUAUUUUAUCGCCAUUUAUGUGUACAGUGAUGCUACUGUAUAUAAGUACUUCAACCCUGACACUCGUCGUGAUAAAAAACAGUACAAACAGAAGACAUACAAAUGGUAUUCACUUCACUUUCUGUUAACAAAUGCAAUACAUAUCCUGAAAAAACAAACACAAAAUCAAUGCUAUUCAACUUUUCGCGGUACAGAUGUUAGAUUUAAUGAGGAUGUUCUGAACAAAGAGGUUCGUUUCGGCUCAUUUACAUCCUCCUCUUUAAAUCGUAAAAGUACAAGAUUUUUUGGAAAAGUGUCUUGUUUUGAAAUCUACACCUGUGAAGGUGCUGAUGUGGCAAAAUAUUCUAAGCUUGAUGAGAAAGAGGUGCUGAUUCCUCCAUAUGAGAAGUUUAAAGUUGUUGAUGUCAAAAGAAAAGAAGAGCAGAAAGGUCUCUGGUGUGACACUGUGUUCACUUUGAAAAGCUCUGGAAUAAGAAGUGACCUGAACUGUGCUCUGUUCAAGAAACCAUCCAAGACCAAAACAAAGUACUAUGUGCUGAACAACGUGCUUUGAAUUUACAUGAUAUAGUCAUGUUCAUCAGCUCCAACAUUUGUUCUUCUUGGUUUAGUUCAUUGACUAUUUGUCAGAAAAUGCAAUUUGUUUAAUUUCAACAAAAUUAAAUAAAGUUAUUUUUAAGUGACCCAAUUCAGUGGCCUCAAAGUGAUUUUGUGUCUCUAUCAUAUUACUGAACAUGUUUAGUGCUUGCUUUCUGUCUAACCAUCAGCAGUAUCAUACAUGAUCUACUAAAUGACCUUCUGAGUGCAAUGCAGCUUGCAGAGAUCAUAUUUUUUUAACACACUAUAAAAAGCUUUUGCUUCUUGUUGAAUUUAAUUUAAAUUGUUUGAAAAAGAUUUUUUAAAUAUAAAUUCUACUUUAUCUUCUUAAUCAUGUUGGCGAUGUUGGAGUUUUUGUGGUUUUCAUUGUGCAGAAGAGAAGCUUGUGGUUUUGUUGUGAGUGGUCUUUACUAACACCACGACACUUUAUGAAAUGAGCAAUAGCUGCGAAAACAUGUGCAAUGAUGAGUGUCUUUUUAAAUGUUCAUCCCUUUACAUUCAGUCAGAAAUGUUGUUUCUAGCUAGAAGAAAAUGAAAGAUUCAUUUCAGUAAAUAAUUGAAAACUUUAAUUGAUUAGGCUUGUUCAACAAAAAUAUUAUUUGUUCAAAUGCACGUAUUCUAGUCUUAAAUGAACUUUAUUUGUGUGGGAAAUCUGCUCUCACUUUAAGUUCAUUGAACUAUUUUUUUUUUUUUUCCUUUUCAGUGUAUGCUUUUAAAAUACGUAAGGUUUUAUACAUGACGUCAAUACGUAUUACUCAUCCUAAGCAGUAGAAACUCAGAGUUUGUCCUGCAUGAAACCACAGGCUUUCACAGGUGUUGCAUUAUCAGAUGAGCCUGAUGUUUAUAAUUUGAACAACUUUCAAGUCCUUUGGUUACAGCACUGGCCAAGGUGUAUGCAUCAUAUUUAACUUACCAUAUAGAGCAGGGGUGACCGAUCAUGCUCCAGGAGGGCCACUGUCCUGCAAAGUUUAGCUCCAAAUCAAGGUCUUUCUAGGCGUACUAGAAACUACCAGACAGUUGUGUUGAGGUGAGUCAAAGCUAAACUCUGCAGGAAAGCAGCCCUCCAGGACCGAGUUUGGACACCCCUUGAUAUAGACUAAAGUUAUGACCUUUUUUUUUUUUUUUUUUAGCCAGGAACUCAGUUUGUCCAGUGAUAAACCACACAGACUUUCACAAGUUCUGCAUUAUAAUGAGCUAAACAGUUUAGUUGAGCAAAAGGCAUCACGGUCACACUUCAGCUGUUAUAUCUCAGAAAACACACAUAUUACUAGUGAUAUAAAAGGUCAACUUCAACAUCCUUAUCUUAGUUUGAA
Molecule: messenger RNA, 2326 nt
Organism: Megalobrama amblycephala (Wuchang bream)
Lineage: Eukaryota; Metazoa; Chordata; Actinopteri; Cypriniformes; Xenocyprididae
Product: ecto-ADP-ribosyltransferase 4-like
Exons: 3
Coding region: 154-972 (272 amino acids)
Molecular function (GO): NAD+ poly-ADP-ribosyltransferase activity; NAD+-protein-arginine ADP-ribosyltransferase activity
Source: RefSeq, a predicted model, not a curated record